GGGAGGGCAGCCGUUUUUUUUCCCCCCCGCCGGGGCCCCGGGUGACCGGCCUUUUUUGGGUGGCCGCGCCUCGGCCGCGGCGCAUCUCUGCGGCCUAGGCACAUCUCCGCUCUCGUAGUCUUUACUUUUUGCGCGUUCCGGGGUUUCCUUCUAUCAAACAUGGCCAGCAUCGCUAUCGUCCCUGAGGACCAGGUCCACGACGUUGUCGACGUCGCUGACGUUGAGGAGUCGUCCGAGCACGGCCACUCCCACUCCCACGGUGAGCACGGCCACAGCCACUCUCACGGCGAGCACGACCACGCCGCCGAGACCGGUGCCAACGCCGUCGCCCGCCACCAGGCCCGCCUGGUUGAGGCCUUCGACAAGCUGAACAUGAAGCCCCUGCCCGACACCGUGCGCGUCCAGUUCGCCAACGCCCGCCGUGCCCAGAUCGUCAUCGAUCAGCCGACCAUCUACCAGGCUUCCGCCACCAUGUUCGUCAUCCUCGGCCAGCCCCGCAUGGAGAACCCCAACACCCUGAACCAGCAGGCUCUGGAGCAGCUCCGCGCCCUGAUCGAGUCCCAGCAGGCCGCCGCCAAGGCCAACCUUGCCGCCGGCGGUGACGACGAUGAGGAGAUCACUGGCGACUUCCCCGAGGAGGAUGUCGCCCAGGUCAUGGAGCAGGCUGGUGUCGACCGCGCCACCGCUGUCCGUGCUCUGGCCAAGAACGGUGGUGAGAUCAUCGCCGCCAUCAUGAACGCCUCGGCUUAAGUGUGCCGGAGAGCCUUUGCUUCGUUCUGCGCGCGCUCCCUCCCUCCCUCCCUGCGCGCGCAGCUCGUUUGUGUACUCUCUCUCCCUCUCACCUCACCCCCCCC
Messenger RNA from Fonticula alba, 854 nucleotides. RefSeq lists its product as hypothetical. The transcript has 2 exons. Gene Ontology annotation, biological process: protein targeting to membrane. The coding region runs from base 160 to 750 and encodes 196 amino acids. The record is from RefSeq and is a predicted model, not a curated record. Lineage: Eukaryota; Rotosphaerida; Fonticulaceae. Gene Ontology annotation, cellular component: cytoplasm; nascent polypeptide-associated complex.